Messenger RNA from Lepisosteus oculatus (spotted gar), 5468 nucleotides. The record is from RefSeq and is a predicted model, not a curated record. Lineage: Eukaryota; Metazoa; Chordata; Actinopteri; Semionotiformes; Lepisosteidae.
AGAGCUAUGUUUUGGGACAAGCUAAUCUGCCAGAGAGCUGUGUAAGGAUCGGAGCACAUUGUGUGUGAGAGUGUGCGGGGGAAAGAUAAGGGAGCAGUCCUACGAGCCCGGCUGCUUGUUUUAAUGUGCUGACUCCGGGGAGAUAAAGAAAAAAUAUUGACUCUCCAGUUGUGUGCCGAGACCCCGGGCACAAGCUCCAGAACUGACAGAGGUGUGCAAAGGCGAAAGGGGGGGAAAAAAAAACAACACAAGAAAACAAUAAAGGAUCUUUCUUUUUAAUUUCAGUUUUUUGGUCCUUUUUUUUUGUUCCGUGGGACUGCCUCCCAUUUCUGCAAGAGAGACAAAGAGAGGGGGGGGGGACAGCAAAAAGAAAGGAAAACAAAAGCCUUGGCAACAAGAUGUUUGAGAUCAGCCGAACACUGAAUGCCGCCUUGUUGAGCAAUGAGCACAAAGACAGUCUGCCUGUGUGACAUCAGCAAUGCCAAUGAGUGGGAUCGACAGAGACACAGUGGCGUCAGGCAGAGCUCCCACAGCUGCAGGGCUGGGCAGAGAAGGGAAUGCUGACACAGCCAAAGAUGAUAAUCAGCAACAUGGAGCCUCAGGUCACAAAUGGCCCGACGGCCACCACAGCCAAUGGGCCCUCCAGCAACAGCCGGAGCUGCCCGUCCCCCAUGCAGACUGGCAGCUCCACUGAUGACAGCAAGACCAACCUUAUCGUCAACUACCUGCCCCAGAACAUGACCCAGGAAGAGUUCCGCAGCCUCUUCGGCAGCAUCGGAGAGAUUGAGUCCUGCAAGCUGGUCCGGGACAAGAUCACAGGACAGAGCUUGGGCUAUGGCUUCGUAAACUACAUUGAUCCAAAGGACGCAGAGAAAGCCAUCAACACGUUAAAUGGACUGAGACUUCAAACCAAAACUAUCAAGGUGUCGUAUGCACGGCCCAGCUCGGCCUCAAUCCGAGAUGCUAACCUGUACGUCAGCGGGCUGCCCAAGACCAUGACUCAGAAGGAGCUGGAGCAGCUGUUCUCUCAGUACGGCCGAAUCAUCACCUCCCGCAUCCUGGUGGACCAGGUCACAGGCCCCUCAGGUGCCUCAAGGGGUGUGGGGUUCAUCCGCUUUGAUAAGAGGAUAGAGGCAGAGGAGGCCAUCAAGGGACUCAACGGCCAGAAGCCUUCCGGCGCUGCUGAACCCAUCACCGUGAAGUUCGCCAACAACCCCAGCCAGAAAACCAGCCAGGCCCUACUCUCCCAGCUCUACCAGUCCCCCAACCGGCGGUACCCUGGCCCUCUGCAUCACCAGGCCCAGAGAUUCAGGCUGGACAAUUUGCUUAAUAUGGCCUAUGGCGUAAAGAGGUUCUCUCCCAUCACCAUUGACAGCAUGACCAGCCUAGUGGGAAUGAAUAUUCCUGGACACACAGGCACGGGCUGGUGCAUCUUUGUGUACAACUUGUCUCCAGAUUCAGACGAGAGUGUGCUGUGGCAGCUCUUCGGGCCCUUCGGAGCGGUCAACAACGUCAAGGUGAUCCGCGACUUCAACACCAACAAAUGCAAAGGUUUCGGCUUCGUUACCAUGACGAACUACGACGAGGCGGCCAUGGCCAUCGCCAGUCUCAACGGCUACCGGUUGGGCGACCGUGUCCUGCAAGUCUCCUUCAAAACCAACAAGACCCACAAGUCGUGAACCCCAAAAGCUGCCACACAGCAACUCCAAAACAGGAAAAACGCAAAACAGGACUGGAAAUGGCUUAUAUUAUAACCUUGGACCUAUAAGCCAACGUUGCCUAAGUAUUACCAUAAAAAAGAAAAAAUAAUCAUAAUUUGGAAACCCUGUGAUGUUGCAGGAUUUUUGUCGUCUUUUUUUCCCCCCUGUGUACACAGUAGCAAAGUCGGUCCCCUUAUUUCAACCAUGAGAAUGUCCUUUUCUUAAGAUCUGAUUUGUUGGGAACUUGGGAAUUUUUCUAACCCGGAUCCACUGUCUUUAGAAUAACUGCCUCUCUGAAAGGGGGAGGGAGGGGGCUCUUUAUAAUGCAGUUUAUCAUUCAUUAAUUUCCUUAUUUAAAAAAAAAGUCCGGUGUAAAUUGAAAACCCCACUUUAAGUCAAAGGGAUGACACAAGUCUUGUUUUUCUUUAGCUUUGAUUGAAAGAAAACAAUUUACAUUUUUGUUUUGUAUUGCAAGCAAAAUUACAUGUCUAUCCUUACACGGGGUUGGGAAAAGAUGGGGGAGGGUUGGUUUCACUUUUCCUGAUGACAUACGUAAACAAUUAAAAAAAACACUGUUGCCAAAGAGAAAAUCUCUUUGCUUGAAAAUGGGUUUCGAAAAAAAGAAAAGAGAAAAAAAUCUAUUUUUAUAAAUAAUAAAAAUAAUUAUUGAAGAAUUUUUACAAGAAUCUGGAUUUGAAAAAAGAGAAAAAUAUUUUGACUGGCUAAUUUAGGGGAAAAUAAUAUUGCCACCUUGUCUUGUUCGUUCUGCCGUGGUACUUUUUAGGAUCGAGGUUGUGUGUUUUUUGGAAAACUGGAUCGGCGAUUGUUUUGUAAACGGAAGGUUUUAUCAAGAGAAACAGAUGUAGGCAGGUGAUCUUCAUAACUUUUCAUAGCACGUAAUUAUACAAAGACGUUCUACAAAGGAAAAAAGGGAGGGAUAGAGGUCUUCCUAGACCUACCAGACCCUCACAGCCCAGAGCCCUGAAGCAAGGAGAUGCAUAGUCAGCUCAUUUUCUUUGAGUCAUCAGUCUAUGGGAUAUCAGUAAUAAAUAAAUUUAGAAAAAAACGGUUUGUUUUAAUUCCUUAAAAAUAAAGUUUGAAAUAAACUUCCUUUAGUGAUCAGCGGUAGGUGCUAUAUAACAUGAUUUACAUAUCUUAAAUAUCCAAGUUUGUUGUUCUAUGUGUUGUUUAGAGAAAUCUUUGAUGUUCGCAAUGAAUUGGGCUGCCGUUUUGGUUCAUUUCAAUUGUCGCCCCCCCCUCCGGUAUCGGCUUUUCAUAAUAUUUCGGGAAAGCCGGAUGACCAAAUAGGGGGCUCGUUAGAAUCACUUAACGAGUUUUCUUUGGCUUGCAGACUUUUUUAGGUUACUUGCUGCGUGUGAUGCAUUUGGUCAGAAUCAAAUAAAAAUUAGCUAGUUUUGUUAGUCUAGGUAUUUGUUUCUUCAAAAGAGCUAUUAGAAAAGGUACAACUGUGUCUUUAUUUGUUGUGUGCUAAUAAAUAAUAUAUAGUCUACUUUUGUUCUCCUAUAUAUAUAAGUUGUCACUGUUUUUUCUGUUCAAGCUCGUCUUUAUCAUAUGACAACUUUAUAAAGUGAUUAUUCAGUUACUUAGAAAACUCGUGAGAAAAUCUUGUUUAAUAUGUUGUCACGUCGCUUGUGGAAAUGUUUUGGGUUUAUUUUCCUUACCGCUGCGGAAAGAAACCGAGCAAAGCUUAGAUAACUGUAUUUAUUUAUUGAUUGUUUCAUGAAUUUAUUUAUUUAUCUAUUUAUUUAUUUUUAUGUUGUUGGUGUUUAUGCGUGAUUCUGGUAUGGGGGGAUGUUUAUGAGCUAAAGGGAACAAAAUGACUAAGGGAGAGGCUCUUCCAAUAGUCCAGUGCACUGAAAACUUUUAGUACAUUUGUGCUUUGUACCAAUAUAUCAAAAUUAAAAAGUAAAAAAAAGAUUAAAACAAAAAAAUAAGUCAAAAGGGUUGGUGACACUCUUCCCUAAUUACUAGAAACAGUUACUCGCUAUGCAUAACCUAGUUGAUAGUUAAAUUUGCUAUUGCUUUUUUCUUGUCUUGUUAAAAAAAUCUUUAAAUCUUUUUCAAUAAAGUUUAGUCUUACUAGAAUGUUAACAGUUGUUCUGGUUCAAUAUAACCUGUGAUAAGUUUGUGUAGUUUUGCAAGCCACUCCACACCUCCCUACCACACUACAGAGAGCUUGAAAACAAACUUUUAUGCAAAUAGAUAAUUGUUCACAAAAAUAUGUUCUUGGCAUUCAAAAUGAUAUCCAAUUUAUGCUACCUGUAAGGCUCUGCAGUCCAUUAUGAAUUGCAAACUCACAAUGCUGCUUAAAACCAGUUUCUUUAAAAAGUUAUUUGUAGGGUACUGCGAUCAAGUUAAGCCUUUUUGUCGCAUAAUAUAGAUGCUGUGAAGUAUACAGGACACAGUUCAGAAACUGCUAUCACAUUAGAUGUGUGAAAAAAAAUACUUUUGUCACUCAAGCAAUACUUAUUGUUCUAGUUACAAAGACUUUAUCCAACUGCUUUGUCCAAUUUGAUGUGAAAUUGUCAGUUAUUUGUGAUUAAUGAUUAAUCAGCAGCUGAAUACAGGGUUUGUCAGAGGCAAAGUCUUUGCAACCCCACAUACAAAUACACAAUAUGUGUAUUUUCACACACGGAGAUGGAUGUGUGUCAGUGCUGGGUGUCAACAUUAGCUGCUGUAAACAUCGGCUUCUUUUUACAAAGCAGACCACUUAAUCUUUCAGAACAGUGUUGAUACAGUCGUAAAAGAUCUUCAAUGUUCUCGUGCUUUGCCAAUUACAUUUAAAAACCUAAAGAAACCUCAAGUCUGCUUUGUAUAGUAAUCCCCCGAUCCCUCCUAUUGACCCUGAUUCUCCCUAGGGGACAGGAUCUGUAACAGUCUGCUGUGGUAAUUUCUGCAGGACUCUUAUAUGAUUGACAUCGCAACUUAAUUUGAACAUUUCAUUUUUUUGGACUCACAAAGAACCGUUGAAUGUAAGGUUUACCAUGUAUGAUUACAUGUAAUAUCGCCCCGUUUCAUAUAUUUGUUGGGAAUUAAAACUAGAAUCAUCUUGUUGAAAGAGAUUAGCUGGAGUCCACAGGAAAUGAGCAGAUAAGACCCUCAUUACAAUCAAAGAAACCAAGCAAACAAGAUGAGCCCAAUGGCCUACACUGUUUUUCCACCUUUCUUACGUUGUUGUGUUUCAACUUCAUGCUUGCUCAGCAGCAUAUGUGGAGGAAUUUAUCCUCUGACAUGCAUGUGUGGGCUCUGAUUUUAAAUCGGUAAAGUGGGGCAUUAAAUACUGAUUUGCCACAGAAAGGGAGCUCUGAAAGUUCAGCCAGUCCCAUUCCGCACUCUUUCCUCCCAGUUAAAACUGCAGAGACAAACAGUGCCACCUGCUGACAGAACAAAUUAUCACCUACACCGUAGUGUGGGAGGGAAGGUAGAGGGGGGAAAAAGGCUCUUGUCAUUUUCAUUUUAUUCUGAAAUGUGUUUGUUUAUCUGAGAAUCUAUAAAGUAAAAUAACUUUUAAAAAAAAAGAAAAAAACUUUCACUGGACCACGCCGGUCCAUCCAACUUAAUUUACUCUUAUUAAUCUAAUUACUGCGAUGAAUGACUUCAUGUUAUCCUUGCUAGUUUAGAUCAUUUCUGAAACUGGAAACAAAAGUGAAAAAAUAACUUGCUGUAAAUGUUUUUUUCAUAAAACUGUUGUGUUUGAAUUAUUUGUACUUUUGAAUGUUGGGACAAUAAAAUGAGGUGUUGAGAGUU